Molecule: messenger RNA, 1299 nt
Organism: Exaiptasia diaphana
Lineage: Eukaryota; Metazoa; Cnidaria; Anthozoa; Actiniaria; Aiptasiidae
Product: mucin-like protein
Exons: 5
Biological process (GO): cell-matrix adhesion
Source: RefSeq, a predicted model, not a curated record
UUUGGUAGCUCUUCUUAUCUGCAUUGGCCAAUGAACUUUGGCACAAGCUCCAAGUAUUGCGACAUUGAUAUUUUGGCUCCGUACUGGUCGCUGAUUGACAGAMAAAAUUCGCAAGUUUUCUACCAUGUGUAUUCGACGCUGGAYAACACUGUAAAAUCUAAAAAUGUCCUUGAUCAAGCAACUUCCGAGGUUCAACAUCUAAAGCAUUACCAAUUACCAUCCAACUUUAAAGCUUCAUGGRUCUUAGUUGUAACAUGGGAUAAACUUCGUUACUCUACACUCAAUGCUGAUAAAUACAAUUUGAAUAAUACUUUCCAAGCGGUUCUGAUAACAGACGGUGUGUUUUCAUUCGCUAUGUACAACUAUCCCUCAAACGGAAUUCAGUGGUCAGCUCCAACGUCAAGGCAAAAUUGGAAGCUCUUUACAAAAGAUCGGGGGCUUCCGGUUGUUGGYUGGAAUGCAGCAGGAUGCAUCAYUAAARRCARAAUCCAGACACCUCUGAAUUAUUUCAGCGACAAAAGAUCUGGGACGGUUAAUAUUGGAGAUAUUGACGAUUUUAAAGGUGAGAGCGUGUACAGGAGUCGCCGCCAGAUAGACUCAGACUCAAAUGGUAUUCAAGGAAAAUGGUUCUUUGAAUUAUACAUDCCAUGGGGAGUUUCUAAGGSCGAGAGGAAUUGCAAAAGGUGGUUUAAAAGGCAACCAGAUCCAAGGCCGUUCCUGGAAUAUCUCGAACCAUGUCCUUGUACAUCUCGUCAAGCUUGGUUCGAUGAACGGUUCACUCCAAUUCCUGGAAUGCAAGGGUGGUGGGGAAGGUGGCGUUGGUGGUCCAACCCAAGGCCGUGUGCUCUUUCAACUUUUCCUUCCAUUGAUGGUUGGGAACAGAAAUGCUGCUAUUCUCAUGAAUCUGGACAGUGGGGAGCACUGCUUGUUGGUCAUCCKAACGGAGGCUACUCGCACAGAUACAGUAAAACCAGGAAGUCGGGAAGCCAUAUAARUAGUGAUGUCAUGGGCUACAAAUAUUGUUGUGUGGAUUCAAAUCUUUGCCAUCUUUUCUAUCAAAGAAGGCCUUCGGAUGACUGUAGGCUUUAYGAGCCGCCAGAAUGGAGUUGGAUGUGGGGCGAUCCACACUUCGUUACGUUGGACGGCAAAAACUACACUUUUAAUGGCCUUGGUGARUACGUUAUGAUCGAUGCUAAAAACGGAUUCUUUGAGCUCCAAUCAAGAACACGACUAGCGAAAGGAGAAGGAACAGCGACGAUAUUCUGCGCAGCUGUGAUGAAGGAGUACAAUUGCAGCACU